Aspergillus steynii IBT 23096 is the source of this 1116-nucleotide messenger RNA. Its product is annotated as sialidase family protein. The transcript has a single exon. The coding region runs from base 1 to 1116 and encodes 371 amino acids. The record is from RefSeq and is a predicted model, not a curated record. NCBI's taxonomy places the organism in Eukaryota, Fungi, Ascomycota, Eurotiomycetes, Eurotiales, Aspergillaceae.
AUGCCUGGGCAUCUUGGUCAGAAAAUUCUCAAGACAUUUGGCUUGGACGAACACCAACACCACCACCACCAGCAACAGCAGCAGCAUCCACCGCACCAGGAGUAUCGGUUGUCUGGCAAUCGGGUCAUCAACAACGAUGAACGCAUUCUAUCACCUCAUCCGCGCGGGACGUAUCCCCGUCUCGCUCGUCUGAGCGAUGGCACGAUUUUGGGAUCUUUCACUCGAUUUGAGGGCAAGACGCGGGUUCUCUGCGUUUCCAAGAGUGUCGAUGGAGGUCGGUCCUUUGAGGAUAUCGGAGAAGUCACGCGGGGUGAUGGAGACGUCGAUAACAUGUUCCUACUGGAAGUGGCCCCUUCAGUCGUCCUAGCAGCGUUUCGGAACCAUGACCGGGGACCCAACGGUCCGACUCACUUCCGGAUUACGGUUUGUCGUUCCACAGACGGUGGUCGGCAUUGGGGCUUUGCGUCGCAGGCCGCAGAAAAGCGUGCCCCGCUGGGAAUCUGGGAGCCUUUCAUGCGCCUGGGCCGACAGGGCGAGGUGCAGCUGACCUACUCGCAAGAAUUUGCGCAUAAUAAUCAGUGCACCAUGCUGGUGCGGUCAUUCGACCAGGGCUCGACAUGGUCACCGCCUCAAUGUCUCGAGGGCGAAAAGGAUCUGUUCCGGGAUGGCAUGAAUGGAAUUGCCCCAACCUAUGACAACGGACGAGAGGCCUUGGUUAUGGUGUUUGAGACGACCACGUUUGGCACCUUUGAUCUGGAAGCGCUCAUUUCCUACGAUGAUGGGUAUACCUGGGGCCACCGGCAUCGCGUGUAUGUGCCUCCUCGCGGUCACAAUGCGGGAUCUCCCCAAAUUGCCUCUUUUGCCGAUGGCUCCAUGGCGGUGAUCUUCAUGACCGACGAAGACUCAGACCAAGUCCAGUGGACCAAGAACGCAGCCAUUAAGGUAGUCUUCGCUGGACCUCCGCAGAACGGCCAGAUCACCUGGACUCGUCCGACUGUCAUCUGCCCGCAUGCCAGUCACUGGCCCGGGAUUCUAGCUUUGGAUCACCAUACCUUGUUGGCUACGUAUGAGUGCGGCGGUGCACCUCGUGCUAAAAGUAUCACAUUGCACUUGUGA